Molecule: messenger RNA, 663 nt
Organism: Closterium sp. Naga37s-1
Lineage: Eukaryota; Viridiplantae; Streptophyta; Zygnematophyceae; Desmidiales; Closteriaceae
Source: the annotation of a GenBank genome assembly
AUGGGUGGCUGGCGUGUGUGGAUGGCACGCGGCACGGGGCACUGUGCACGGGGGCGGCAGAUCAUGGCGGAGUUCCUGCUGGUGCUGGAGACGAGCGCCGUCACCUUCUCUGUGGCCGGCACCGUCAAGGAGGCCGCCACCAUCCUCGUGUCGCAUGCGGUGUUUGGCGACCGAUUCACGCGCAUCAACCUGCUGGGCAUCCUCAUCAUCAUGCUCGGCGUCUCCCUCUUCAACCUCUACAAGGUGUCGCGCAACAAGGCACGUGAGUCUGACGGCCAUCUGGUGCACACGCUCAGCGAUGCACCCCUUCCUGACCACCCGGGCAUGUCCUCCGAGCAACUGCAGCUGCUACACCACCCCCCCUCGCCCUCCUCCUCCGCCCCCCAAGCAUAUCCUCUCUCUCCCCUCGGCACCCGGGACUCCACGCACGUGCUGCUGGCCACCAGCAUGAGCCCUCGUGCCCACGCCCACACGCGACUCACCUCCCCCCGUGCCCAGGGUAGCCCAGCAGGCAGUGCAGCGUUUGAAGUGGCGGGCAGCACCUCUGACUUGAGUGCAGUGACUCGUGCAGGCAGUGCUGAUGGCAGGGGAACGGGGCUGACAACAUAUGAUGCCGUCGAGAUGGAAGCAAUCUCCAAAGGGGAAAAGCAAGCGCAAGUGUAG